Messenger RNA from Telopea speciosissima, 809 nucleotides. Its product is annotated as probable WRKY transcription factor 51. NCBI's taxonomy places the organism in Eukaryota, Viridiplantae, Streptophyta, Magnoliopsida, Proteales, Proteaceae. Bases 438 to 755 code for a protein of 105 amino acids. Gene Ontology annotation, molecular function: DNA-binding transcription factor activity; sequence-specific DNA binding. The transcript is spliced from 2 exons. The record is from RefSeq and is a predicted model, not a curated record. Gene Ontology annotation, biological process: regulation of DNA-templated transcription.
UGGCCAGCUUCAGUUUCCAGUCAAGAGACUUCCUUGGAUACCCUAACCGUAACCCUAACCCUAACCCUAACCCUAACUACAAUCAUCUUUUAAUGGAUUAUCCGGUACUGUCACCGGAUUUCAAUCUUUCCGAUUAUCUGAUACCUGAAACUGGAUCAGAGGAAGAUUCAACGGCAACUAAAAUCGGUUUCUUCGGGUGUGAUCAUCAUCAGUCGUCAUCACAGAACCCAAUUCUGCAACUUGAAAAAGUUAACAACGAUCUGAUCGGAGACAAUGGAAAUGAAUCCACAAGUAGUCAUGACAUGCAAGUGACAGCUGCUACCCAUUUAACUUACUAUACUACUAUUACACCAUCUCUUGAUUAUCCCUAAUUUUCUGUGUUUGUUUGUUUGUUUGUUUUGUGAAUUUGCAGAAAAUGUAAGAAUGGAAUUAAGAGAAUGAAAAUGGACGUGGGUUUCAGGAUUGCAUUUAGAACGAAAUCUGAGCUUGAAAUCAUGGAUGAUGGAUUCAAAUGGAGAAAGUAUGGGAAGAAGUCAGUGAAGAACAGUCCAUACCCAAGGAAUUACUACAGGUGCGCAAGUGGAGGGUGCCAUGUGAAGAAGACAGUGGAGAGGGAUAGGGAAGAUUCAAGCUAUGUGAUAACGACCUAUAAUGGAAUUCACAACCAUGAAAGCCCUUGUGUGGUUUAUUAUAACCAAGUUCCACUCAUGGUUCCUAGUGGAUGGACCUUACAGGCUUCAAACUCAUCUUCUUGAAAAAAUAUUAUUAAUUUACAGAUCUAUCAUCGAUCUGUUGUUGUGGGACUUAGC